AAGGAAAGAGAGAGAGAGAUACAGAGACAGAGUGAAAGGGAGAGAGAAAAAGAGUUUGAGAGAAAGGAAAAAAGCUGCAGUCUCAUUUGCCAGUGGUCUCACGCGCACGUCCAACCCGGAAUCUGUCCUUCCUUUUUUGUUGUGUUAGAUCUGCGUUGCCCCUUCUUUCCAACUAGACUGAGAGAUCUAAGUUUACACCCUCUUGUGCUUGGCAAGGCCUUCUGUACUUUUUUAAAUGUAGAACACAUCGUGUUUUUUUUUUUUCAUUUUCUGUUUGACUUGCAUCUUUUUUUUUCUUUUGCUAUUCCCUCCGAUUUGAUCCUUUGCGUGAAAGGCGACGGCUAGAAAAAAGAUUGCCAACCAAACCCACUCCUCAUCUACCUAACACUAGCCCCCCCCCCAUAACAGACUGACUCCAGAAUUUUCGAACCUAGUUGCGAGACUUGCCAUGAUGAGAAUACCGAAUGGUAACUAUAUCCAAACUGACAUAAUAAAGAAAUAGCCACAUGGAAGUAGUGGUGACAAGAUCAUUUUAACUCCAUUACUUCCACAACAGGCAUUUUUUUAAUGAUUUUUCUUCUUAAGACGGCUAAAUGGAUACACAGGUUACCUACUUUUUUAAAAAAAAUGGCGGUCCAGUUUCUGCCCAGAGGUUGUCGUUUGCAGAAGGGUUUAAGGUAGCAAUUGGGGAUGAAUUCCAUCCUUUUAUUGAGGCCCUCCUUCCACAUGUUCGUGCCUUUUCAUAUACGUGGUUCAAUCUGCAAGCCCGGAAACGUAAAUAUUUCAAAAAACAUGAAAAACGGAUGUCCAAGGAGGAGGAGAGGGCAGUGAAGGAUGAACUCUUAGGAGAAAAGCCAGAAAUAAAGCAGAAAUGGGCAUCCAGGCUAUUGGCCAAGCUUCGGAAGGACAUCCGUCCUGAAUUCCGAGAAGAUUUCGUUCUAACCAUUACAGGGAAGAAGCCCCCCUGUUGCGUUCUUUCAAACCCGGACCAGAAGGGCAAGAUCCGGCGGAUCGACUGCCUGCGGCAGGCUGAUAAGGUGUGGCGACUGGAUCUGGUCAUGGUCAUUUUGUUCAAAGGGAUUCCUCUUGAAAGUACUGAUGGGGAGAGACUCUACAAAUCUCCUCAGUGUUCAAAUCCUGGCCUAUGUGUCCAGCCUCAUCACAUUGGUGUUACAGUCAAGGAAUUGGAUCUAUAUUUGGCCUACUUUGUACACAGUCCUGGUAGGUCUACCUUUGCAUGUGUCUUCUAA
Protopterus annectens (West African lungfish) is the source of this 1250-nucleotide messenger RNA. RefSeq names its product nuclear factor 1 X-type-like. The record is from RefSeq and is a predicted model, not a curated record. Gene Ontology annotation, molecular function: DNA-binding transcription factor activity, RNA polymerase II-specific; RNA polymerase II cis-regulatory region sequence-specific DNA binding. Gene Ontology annotation, biological process: regulation of transcription by RNA polymerase II. Gene Ontology annotation, cellular component: nucleus. Lineage: Eukaryota; Metazoa; Chordata; Ceratodontiformes; Protopteridae. The transcript is spliced from 2 exons. Bases 594 to 1250 code for a protein of 218 amino acids.